Molecule: messenger RNA, 2853 nt
Organism: Entamoeba dispar SAW760
Lineage: Eukaryota; Evosea; Mastigamoebida; Endamoebidae
Product: guanine nucleotide exchange factor, putative
Exons: 1
Coding region: 1-2853 (950 amino acids)
Biological process (GO): positive regulation of GTPase activity; Ras protein signal transduction
Cellular component (GO): plasma membrane
Molecular function (GO): guanyl-nucleotide exchange factor activity
Source: RefSeq, a predicted model, not a curated record
AUGUCCAUUCCAAUUAAAAAAAAGAAUCGUGGUGAUGCGACACCACAACUUAAUACACCACAAUCUGGUUUAGGAUAUUGUGUUGAUUUUGAUAAUAUUUCUACACAAUCUGGAGAAGAUGUUCAAGUUGAAUUCCAAGACACAGCUACAGUUGUUAUUACAGAAACAGUAAAUGAAAAAACAGAAAAAUUUAAAAGAACAUCUAUUCCAAGAACAUCGUUUAGUUCUCGUGGGAGUGUUGAUGAUUUUCAAACAAAAUUUUAUGGAGAAUGUCCAUUUUUUCCAACACCAAUUCCAGAAAGAAUACAACACGUUGUUAUAAGUUCAGGAAAUAUUUUUAUGAUUGGAGAAGAUGGAGUUUAUGCAACAGGUCUUAUUAAUUAUAAAGAAAAAAAAGUAACUGAAAAUCCAAUUGUUAUUAAAGGAAUUCCAGCAGGAAUAAAACAAAUUACUGGAAAUCAUAAAAAAAUGAUAAUUUUAAUUGAUGGAAAAGUUUAUACAACAUCUAAUUUAGAAGAUAUUGUAAUGCUUAAAAGAGUUGGAGAAUUACAAGGUGUUAGUCAAAUUGCAUGUUCUGAAGAACAUUAUGCAGCAUUAACAACUGUAGGAGAUGUAUAUCUUUGGGGAACAAAUACCUAUGGAGAAAUUGGAAAGAAUAGAAUUGUUUCAAUGAAUAGACCUGCACGAGUUGUUGAAUUAGGAAGAAAAAAAAUUAUUAAAGUAGUUUGUAGAGAAGGAUAUACUGCAUGUUUAACAGAAGAAGGAGAUGUUAUUACAUUAGGAGAAAUGAUAUGGCAAAAUAUGGAUAAAGUUGUUGAUAUUGUUGGAUUAAGAGAAAAUUUAUGGGGAUUAAAAAUUGAUGGAAGUAUUAUUAGUAAUGAUGGAAGAAGUGUUAUUGGAAAUAAUAGAAUUGAUAGAAUUACUGAAGGACUUGGAUCAAUUGUUGGAGAAUCAAAUGGGAAAUUAUAUGUUUUAAAAAAUAAUGAAUGGGAAAUGGUUGAUAUUAUUGGAGCAAGAGAUUGGAGUGGAUAUUCUACAUCAUUAUGUGUUCUUGAAAAUGGAAAAAAGAUAGGAUUUACAGAUAUUUUUAAUGAAUUUAAAAAAUAUAUAAAACAAAUGACAAUAAUAAAAAGAAAUUAUAUUGAUAUUUUAUUACCAAAAAUUAGAGAUAUUAAAAUGCAAUUAUCAACAAAAGAUGAUAAAAAAGAUAAAAAAAGAUUAAAAAAACAAAUGAGAACAUUGUCUGUAGAACAAAUACAAUCAAAUGAAAGUACAUCUCAUUUAGUUAAAUUAGAAGAACCAUUAGAAUAUUUAUAUUUAUUAUAUAAUAAAUCUAUAGAAGUAUUUUCUUUUUUAAUGAAAUUAUAUGGUAAUAAUAUUUCAUUUAAAAUUUCAGAUUUAUAUCAAAAAUUUUUUGAAGAUUUAGAAGUUCUUUUUAUUGAUUAUUCAGAGGCAUUUCCUAAAUAUGUUGAAGUUAUUAAUAUUAGUAAAAUGUUAUGUCAGUCCUUUUUAACAGAAAUUGAACAAAUUGAAAAAAAUAAUUUUACAGAAGAUGAAUGUUGUUUAUUAUUUAAUAAACAUUGUGAUUUAUUAAGUGUUGCAAUUAUUCCAUUUAAAUUUCUUUCAAAAUUUUAUGAAUUAUCAUUACAAUAUCGUAAAAUUAAUAAAGAAUUCUCACGUUCAUAUUUUGAAAAAUUUGAAACAUUAUUAUUUAGAUGUAAUGAAAUUUUAAAAUUUGAAGAUAUUCAUUCAAUUGAAUAUGUUUAUUCUACUUCACAACAAGAAUUUGUUGUUUAUCUUUCUACAAUGAAAGAUUUAGUUCUUCAAUUAACUAGACCUAAUAUAAGAGAACCAAAAUAUAGAGAAAUAUUUUUAUUAAUGUACAGGUUAUAUACUUCUCCUGAAUGUGUUAUAAAUUAUUUAAUUCCUCAUAUUAGUAUAGAUGAAACUGGUGAUAGAAAAACUCAAAUUUUAAUUGUUUUAAAACAAUGGAUGCAAAGUUAUCCAAAUGACUUUAGUUUAUUAGGUAAAUCAGAAAAAAAAUUAAUAAAUUAUUUAUCUACUUCUAAAGAACCUUUUAGUAAAAUUCGUAAAGAAAAAUUAAUUGUAUUAGAUUUAUUUAAUCAAAUUAAAGGAAAUUCAAAUAUUACUAUUUACCCUCCUCUUAUUUUUGAUAAUUCUGAUUUAGAUCCUUCUGAUUUUAUGGGAGAUCCUUAUAAAAUAACAAAUUCAAUGACUUAUGUUUAUAAAAAAUUAUUUAUUAGAAUUAAACCAGUAGAAUUAUUAUAUUAUUUAGAUAAAACAAAAAAAGACCAAACAUAUAAUAUUAAAAAUAUGAUUGAUAGUUUUAAUGGUCUUUCUAAAAUGUAUGCUUCAAUGUUUAAUAAAAUAUCUAAAGAUCAAAAAUUAUCUUUACUUCAACAAACUAUAAAAAUACUUGACAUUUUCCUUAAUCGUGAUAGAAAUUAUCAUGCAAUUUGUGGUAUUGUUUUUGCUUUUGUUCGUAUCCCUGAAAUUGAACAAUUAAAAUCACAAUUAAAACCAGAAGAACGAAAACGAUAUGAUUUCUUUGAUAAUUUGUGUUUAUUUGAAAAUAAUUAUAAAAAUUUAAGAGAUACUAUCUCUUCAUCUCAACAACCUUUAUUACCUUUUAUGGGUACCAUUAGUAGAGAUUUGGUUCUUGUUUCUGAAUAUAAUGCUUCAAAAGAAAAAGAAUUAUUUAACUUUAAUAAAUUAAGAAUCAUGCACAAAGUCGUUAUGGAUAUCAUUAACUACCAACCUGGUGAACCACAAAUUCCAACUGAUAUUGAUAACAUUUUCCAUAAGAAAUUCUGUUUAAUGCAUCAAUUAUAA